This is a messenger RNA of Oryctolagus cuniculus (rabbit), 1502 nucleotides long. The record is from RefSeq and is a predicted model, not a curated record. Lineage: Eukaryota; Metazoa; Chordata; Mammalia; Lagomorpha; Leporidae.
UCAUAUGUACACACCUUUGUCACCACUCCCCAGAGCAAAGGGAGGCAUAUUCUGAAGGUAGGAAAGGCCUCCCAGGGCGGGACAGUUCAGAUUCAUCUUUGAACAGACAGAAACACGGGAUCUCAGGGCACGGCUGCUCGCCCGGGCCACAGAAAUGAACAGCUGUCUGGUGAGUAUCUUCAAAGCUCUGGAUUCUUCCAGAGGUCAGCGCCAGUGCCCAAAGCCCAAUAUGGGCGGCUCGUGCCUUAUUUCGAGAGUUGAGCCUCAAUAACAAAUACUGUGUCAUCCGCGACUGAUCCUGGUUCUGUUAUUGAUCGUAUUCAUUGGUUUGGGGUCCUUGGCUUGGGAGGGGUAGCACCUUUCCACCUGCUUCAAUCUGCCUUCCUUUUUCUUUAAUCUUGUAUCUCUUAUUAGGGCACAAACGGAAAAUCAUAAUAUUACAUUGCAGCUCACCAUGGAGGCCCCCGGAGAAGGCAGCAGCCCCAGUGCCAUAGUGACACCCCAGGCGCCGGCGCUGCCGUUGCAGACUCGAGUGGCCCGGAGACGCCUGUCCCAGGCCCGCCACCGAGCCACCCUGGCGGGACUGUUCAGCAGCCUCAGGAAGGCGGUUUACGCCCAGUCUGACCUCACGGCCUCUAAGUGGCAGGUCCUGAAUCAGGCGAAGAAUCAUAUUCAGGAACUGGAGCACACCCUGGACAGUUUGCUGAAGCAGAAAAACUCCUUCAACCUGAAGGAUGAGCACGCAAGCACCUUAGAGGAGGUCAAAGAAGAAUAUGCCAGGAUAUACUCUGCAAAUGACAGGUAUCUCAGCUUUUACAAGCAGACCAUGGACCUUCUGACCGUGAACGGGAUCAUCGCCCCACAGGACGUGACGCUGCCCGUGGUCUCUGCCGCCAUCUCCCACCUGUGGCAGACCUUCUCCGAGGAGAGGAAGGCCAGCAUCCUGCAGGCCUGGAUGCAGAAGCAGAGUGAUCUCCCGGACCCGCAGGGGGCCUACCAGGGGCUGCUCUGUGUCCAGGACAGUGGAGUGGACAGCCAGGAGGCCACCUUCUCCCUGAUCUCCACCCCGGAGGAGAUCCUUUUUGAAGACGUCUUUGAUCUGACAAACUUCCUGGACAACAAUGAGGCUCCAAAUGCAUACAGCCCCAGUUCAGUGCUUGACGGCUACGACCCAGCCGAUGCCGGGGAGAAGUUUCAGCUCUACGUGCAGAUCAUCGACUUCUUUAAGGGCCUCUGUGGUGCUAACACCGAGCUAAAACAGGAACAGGACCCUUCUGUUGACGAUGAUGUGAACAUGCUGCGGUGCAUGGAGACCUUCGACGACGAUUUGUAGAGGGGCUGGGAGGGGGCGGGGCGGAAGGAGGCGGAACCGUGUCCAAGUUUGCAUGCUGGCGGCCAAGGCUGCACCUGCCUCCAUGUCCUGGGACUCUUGGGCGUGUGCCGCCCCAGAGGCAUGUUGAUGGUUUGCGUUUCUGGUUAUUAUAAAAUGUUUAAGUGAAGCA